Molecule: messenger RNA, 1661 nt
Organism: Cannabis sativa
Lineage: Eukaryota; Viridiplantae; Streptophyta; Magnoliopsida; Rosales; Cannabaceae
Exons: 3
Coding region: 917-1453 (178 amino acids)
Source: RefSeq, a predicted model, not a curated record
CCAUGGCUGAAUUUGAUAGAAUGACUGAAUUUAGGCUAUAAUUUUAGGUAAUAUACAUUAACAAUCUUUGCCCAAUUCGAAUAUAUUUGUGUGAUAUUAGGAAUAGUUGUGGUUAUAUGUAGAAACAGCUACACACACUUGCAAUAAAGAGAUUGAAAGAAUAGGAUUAACACUUUCAGUUGAUAUUUUAUUUGGGUGUUUUUAUUUUCAUGUAGCUUCUAACAAAAUUGAGAAUUGAAUCAACUUUAAUUACUAUAUUAUUAGUUCUGUUUCAGCUAUGUAGAGAUUCAUAUCAUUCAGAUUUUGAAUAUUAUAUAUGAAUUUAAGGUGAUAUUAAAUAUUUUUAGGCUUCAAAUUAGAUUAAAAAAAUUAUGAAAUUUGUGGCUUUUCUCUUGGUACACUAUGUUUGAUUUUAAAAGCUCUGACCAUCUAACUCUUAAAAUAGCAAGUCAAGUUUAAAUUUGUGCAAUAAAGUCUUCAUAGAUUCUUAAGUAGCUUUGCUUGUUUGAAUUUCAUUGUACCCUUUUGUUUGGGAAUAAUAAGACAUAAAGUUAUAAUAAAUUAUAUUAUGGGGUUAAAGUAGUCAGAGAUUUUAAUAAUAAUUUUCUUGUUGAGAGUGUACUUGUUAAAUGACACAUAAUUUAACUAGAUUAAGGCUCAAUCAGCAAUGAGCCUUUCUCACCAUGCAGAGUACAGCACAUUUAUAGCGAAUGAGCACCAGAAAGAAAGAAUAUAUGGUUAUGAAAUUACCAAAAUACCCUUGUUCACUUCUUUAAACCAAAGUCUAAAAGCGCCACUUUUUCACACUACACAGUACACACACAACCAUUUUUGUUGAUUCUUCUUCUUCUUUCUAUCUCUGAUUAAUGAGUGAGUAAAGCUUUAGAGAGAGAGAGAGAGAGAGAGAAAGAGAAGAAUGGAGAAGGCUCUGACAAAAGUGGGUAGCUUAAAAGUUGGAAGCUUAUGGAUUUCAAAGAAAGCAAAGGAAGAACUCUCUAAUAUCUCUGAGGAAAUCACUACUUUGUCAAGUACAGUUGAGGAGAAAGCAAAGUGGAUUUUCAACAAACUCAAAGGGUCACCACCAAAAACCUUGCCAGAUCUCCUCCGAGAGUACAACUUACCCCCAGGACUCUUUCCUCAGAACAUAACCUGUUACGAAUUUGAUGAAACAAAGGCAAGGCUGAUCGUGUAUUUGCCAUCACCGUGCGAAGUUAGCUUCAAGGAUUCAUCUGUAAUAAGGUAUGCAAACCGAGUGAAAGCGAUACUGCUAAGGGGAAAGCUAACAGGAAUUGAGGGAAUGAAAACAAAGGUGCUAGUUUGGGUUAAGGUCACUUGUGUGGCAGUUGAAAGUUCCAAAUCCGAUAAGGUAUGGUUCACUGCUGGAGUCAAGAAAUAUAGGUCCAAGGAUGCUUAUCUAGUUGCCAGUAAUGGUGUUAGGAUAGAAGAUUUCUGACUCUUAAGAAAGAUAAAAGAUAGUAGUUUUUGUUUUAGGUGCUAACUAUUUGUUGGUGUCAUCAACUUGGCUACAUAUAAUACCAAAAUUAUCAAAUUUGUUUUGGUGUUUGUUUUUUUUUACUUUUGUUUAGCAAUUAAUGUCAAAAGCUUCUUGUUAUGGGAUUUAGUCAUUAUCAUUGGCUAAUUAAGGUUAGCUUUGAUACUUU